Molecule: messenger RNA, 207 nt
Organism: Haemonchus placei
Lineage: Eukaryota; Metazoa; Nematoda; Chromadorea; Rhabditida; Trichostrongylidae
Source: the annotation of a GenBank genome assembly
AUGCCAGCGGCUGAGGGUCUUGGACCGCCCGCUCUCCCUCCCGUUGCCGUCGGCGGCCGGCCGCUAGCUUUGACGGGGCGGAGUCGUGGACCGAUGAGGGUCAACGAUCGAUGUGUGGGAGAGAGUGUAUGUGCCUCCGAAGUGACCGCAUCCAGCUGUCAUCCGGAAUCCUCGGCGCCACACAUCAUCACACUUUAUACGGACUGA